This is a messenger RNA of Paramuricea clavata, 980 nucleotides long. The record is from the annotation of a GenBank genome assembly. NCBI's taxonomy places the organism in Eukaryota, Metazoa, Cnidaria, Anthozoa, Malacalcyonacea, Plexauridae.
AUGGUGCGUGAGGUUGCUUUAAGAGUCGAUGGUGCUCCAUGUAUGGGAGAAUAUAUGAAAGGAUUUGUUGCUAUUCGCCCUUCAGAUGCUUUCUUUUGGAACAAGGAAUAUCUGGAGAGGUUUUAUAAAACACAAAGUGCAGAUACAAAGGAAAAAAUUCCUGGUUAUUAUUACAUGCAGAAGAUUAUCGAGUUUGAUUGUGAUCAUACUGAGUCUGGUGAGCUAUACCGUGAGUAUGUUAAGCAUGGCUGUCUUGAGAAGAAAAAUCAGUUGUGUGACUGGUGCAAAGAGCACAAUUUUGUUGGACCAUCCUGUGGUCGCAUUCCUAGACCAUUUCCCAAUUACAAUAAAGAUGACUUUCAUUAUCUUGACGUGUUUGACACUCCGAUGAAAAUAGAUGGCAAACCAAGAUCCCCUGAUGACAUGCAGCCGAGGGCAAAUAUUAAAAAACUAGUGAAGGACAAGAAGUUAAUCCUUGGCGACAACAGUAUUGAAGUUUUCUCAAAGAAGUUCAUAAUUCCUGAGACACAAGUAAUUGAGGCUGUGAAGCAUAUACAAGAGAACGCAGUUGCUGCAAAUUUACGGAACGAAGAAAGAAAGAAAAGAACAAAGGAAAAAAGGGGAAAAAAAUUCGCCGACUAUGAUUGGAAAGCAUUGAUUGAAGAGGGAAAGUUAAGCGAUCUGCAUGUGUACGAGCUGGAUAAGUACUUGAAGGCGUAUAAUUAAAUAAGCGAACUGGAUAAGUACUUGAAGGCGUAAUAUUAAAUAAGCGAACAAAAAAGGACAAGAUCAACAUGAUUAUAUCUCACUUUAAUAAGAAUGUAUAUUGUGAAGGAGCAGUUGUUGCGGACGAGGUACCAUCUAGUGAAAACGACAGUGAUUCUGAAAAUGAGUUGCUAGAUUUAAAUGAAACAUGGCCUUCCGACUCAGACUUUAACAAUACCGAUUCGACUGAUGCCGACGAAGCAGAACAGGCGUGA